CAAUGAGAUACGUGCCGUUAUUGUCCAUCGCCUCUGUACUGGCGGUACAACUAUGCUUUUCUUCCAAAGUAAAAAACUGCGCCAACGCAAUUUCCUCGCCGUGCGAUGACAACUCGUUCCUUCAAAGAAGGAGCACUGACAAGAAGGCUGAGUGCAAAAGGCCGACUCUGUGGUCCUCCAUGCUGACAGUAAGCCCUUCCAACAUCAUAUCAACAUUAAUUGAACGGGGUGGCCUGUUUAUUCCAAAGUCUAUCGAGCAAGAAAUCAAGAUCCUUAGAUCAGUCAUUCACUGCGAAACCUCUGAAAUGAAUCUUUUGGAUCGUCAUUUAAUUUUGUACAACGUAACCGUGGGUUUACCGGAUGAGCUGACAGCCUUACGUAUUGGGAGAGUGUAUAUCUACUGGGACAGCUUCCUCAGGCCUUGUUUGGACAUAGAGGUCGAUGAUGUGGAUAUUUUGGUCGAGUUUACAAAUCUCAUGUUGACGCUCAACAACUGGAACGAGCUACAAGACUUUGGCUUCCCACCAGAUGUUUCCAACUAUUACGACGCGGAAAGCAAACAAACGUCCUCAUUUGUGCGUUUCAACAGUAUAUAUCUGUCGCGCAAUAUGACAGUUCGAGUCCAAAGUCGCCCAUUGAAUCGAGAUAUGGGUACUUUUGCGAUGGAUAUGGACGUUACGGACGACCUGAACGCCAUGAUUGGGAACCUAUCGGAUUUCAAUUUAGAACAAACGGGUCGGAAGGGCUGCUCUUCAACAGAACUUGCGAAUCUCUUGCAAUCUUUUUUCAACAAAAAAGUACGACACUUCAUUUCCAACACAUUGAACGACAUCGCGACCAACCCCACGCUUGCCAUGCAAACCGCAGAUCGCUUCUUCAAUCAAGCGAGCGAAAAAAUUUGGGUUACGCAACGCACGUAG
Messenger RNA from Phaeodactylum tricornutum CCAP 1055/1, 920 nucleotides. RefSeq lists its product with no specific name. The coding region runs from base 3 to 920 and encodes 305 amino acids. The transcript has a single exon. NCBI's taxonomy places the organism in Eukaryota, Bacillariophyta, Bacillariophyceae, Surirellales, Neidiaceae. The record is from RefSeq and is a predicted model, not a curated record.